This is a messenger RNA of Arabidopsis thaliana (thale cress), 1480 nucleotides long. RefSeq lists its product as uncharacterized. NCBI's taxonomy places the organism in Eukaryota, Viridiplantae, Streptophyta, Magnoliopsida, Brassicales, Brassicaceae. The record is from RefSeq and is marked reviewed. The transcript is spliced from 9 exons. The coding region runs from base 417 to 1352 and encodes 311 amino acids.
GAAGGCAUAUGUGUUACAUCUUGAGAUAUUUGUUUAGGGCAAACGGUCACCGCCAUUUCUCGUAUGAAAGGCUGGACUGUCGCAAUCAAACUCUCCGCCUGCCGGAUCAUUCCCCUGUAGCUAGCUUUGAUUAAAGAGUCUCUUUCUUGGUUCGUUGGGAAUGUGCAUGAUGAGAAAAGGUAGUUAGCUUAUCUGCCUUGUUCCUUUGCUUGCAUGAAGAAAGACUCUCCUCUGUUUGUUUUGUGGGAAUAGGCAUGACUAAGCCAGUUAGUUUCCUACGGCGAGCUCGAGCAGCUUUGUAUUGCGUCGAUAUCUUUCCAUGACAUGCCCCGCUAUCUAUGUUUACUGGAACCGGGCCUUAAGGUGAAGGGCCGCCUCUCUAAGAAAAGAAGUUUGGGGGAAGAAGAGCUCUUGCAAUGGAUUCCUCAGUAGGAAAUGCAAAAGAAGAAAGAAAGAGCAGUGCUUUCUUAAUAGUCGUGGGAGUCCGGUUCCAUGGAUGGAUAGGAACUAAGCUAAGUCUGCUAAUUGGUUGGUUGAGCACACUCCUGGGAAGGGGUAAACCGACUCUUAGGGUCUUUCGCCCGCGUUUAUACUAUAGUGGCACCCAAUUGAUUUUAGCACGAGAUAGGGACCAAUCUUCAUCCACGGAGAAAGCAGAGGAAUACCGAGAAGUAGAGAGAACUUGCUUCGCUAGGAAAGGAAAAGGGAGAGUUGGUUUCACCUUCCCUAUAAGAACUAAGGCGUACCCGCGUAGAAGAAGCUACCUUCCUCAAACUCCUCUGCGCAACCCAGCCAUACCAGAGAGUGCUAUCACAAGGAAAUUGAAAUCGGCUGACCUAUCGGAUGAAGCAGACUGCUGCGAAAGUGGUGCCACGAGUCGAGAACUCUUAGAAUUGUGCUCGUUCAGGCUCUUUAGUGCACCUAAGUGCGAAGCUGGUGCUGCAAGGGAGGAUGUGGGCGGGAGAGCGCUAUCUCUUCUUCCCUUGCAACUGCUGGGCACUGAAACUCAGUCGGCCGACAUCGAUAAGGGAGAUUUUCUUCCAACCCCUUGGAAGAGAGGAAGAGAAAGGAGUGCUUCCUAUGAAGCUAGGCUGGCACUUAGGAAGAUUGGACGAGUACAAGAUCGAAAAGAACCCUAUAGGCAGGCUAAAAGCGCUGUCCGUCUUCAUGGCCUCAAUAAUACUCAGUAUUGUACUGGCCGAAUCCGUUUCGCAGCACGGAGUAUACCUCAAUCUCCGUUAGUUCCGUUUCGGCUUUUUCCCCAAUUUCCCACUCCUUCUGUGAGGCAAAACCUCACCACACUACACUUCGACACAAGAGAAGAGGACCGGGCGCUUGUAUCUUCGGGAUAGGAGUUAUCGGUCUUCUUUAAGAAAACUCAAAUCAAAUACUCCUUAUCUCAUGGAUCAACUUAUUGCUGAUUUCGUUUCUAGGAUGGGUUUGGCUCUGCCUGUACUUUUAUUCUUGUAGCCGUUAGGUC